AGUCCGUUGGUACCUAUUAAUGAAUCGAUGUUGGAAUUACGCUAAUAAUAUAAUAUUUACGCAAGCUUGUAUCAUGGUGGGUAAUUGUAUUGUCUUUCGGUUAAUUUGUUAUUGAUUUGUAAAGUAUACGAGAAACAUUAAACAAGUGAGGCAGCAUCCAUCCUUGGAGGUUAUUAUGAGUACAUUCAUGGCGAGAUGCGGUUAACUGUGAACGUUCACAUCGGUCAUUUGGAAUUUCAGUUCUAGGAAACAAGAAAAAAAGCUUCCUGGUAAGCGCGUAUUGCAGAUAAGCUAUAAGUGGAGUGACGAAAAAUUGAGAGCGCAAAGAAAUUCACAAGGCAGAGAGCGGAAGAUCCGGAAAUUUGAGUGAUCUUUUCUAUUUACGAGUGUUCAUAACGCCAUUCUAAUUAAAGAUGGUGAUCCUCGAGGGACAGCUCCUUACGUAUGAGAGCGAGAAUAAAAAGUGAGUGGCACCCUGGCAAACAACCUGAGACUUCAUCUAGGCGCACACAGAAGUUAGCCUACAGGCUAUAUGGAGCGGACCUUUUAAUUGCUUUCCCAUUCUCUCCCAUCAAGUCGGUCAAGGAAGGAUCAGAAGAUGACCGCACUUGCAGCCCACAUACACUUAUAAAAACAGAUGAUUAUCUCCUUUCCUCUGCGGUCGUGUUUUAAAUCGUGGAAUGAUAUGGGGCAGAACAGUGCCGAAGACUGAGUUAUCCGGCGAGGUUCAGUUGCUUUGCCAUUAAACAUCGACGGAUUUACUGGAGGAUAUUGGAAACGGAGACAAAACAGGGGUCUCGUGAAACUCAACGCAGCGUCAGAGAGGGAGAUCACUUUCCUCAGCCUGCGGUAGCGAUGAGCGGACUGUGCAAGCCUGUAGUUAUGGGGCUCAUGUUGCUGAUCUGCACUACUACCAACCACUGUGAGGAGAGCGCGCCCGCCGCUGCUCCCACGGUCGCGAAGAACGACAAGAGCCUACUCAGGUGGAUAGUGGACAUAGUGAAGCACGUGGAGGAGAGCCGCGGUGAGAACGGUACGAACGCAGCAUUGCAGUCGACUUCUAGGAGAGAAUCCCCGGUUGAGCCAAAAAGGGAUUUACGGAACCUCAAAACAGAUAGUGGUGAUCAAAUUAUUGAAAUAUUUCCUAGAGAUCUCAGAAAGAAAGAAAAGUUUUUAAAACACUUAACAGGUCCUCUGUAUUUCAGUCCCAAAUGCAGGAAGCACGUAUACAGACUAUAUCACAACACCAGAGACUGCACAAUACCUGCAUACUUCAAAAGAUGUGCGCGGCUUCUCACACGCUUAGCGGGGAGCCCACGAUGUACAGAAGGGUAGAAGAAAUCAAGUUGAAGCCAAACCAGAGCUGUCCAGAAGAGAGACCUGAAAAAAAGUGCCUUGGACAAUAACAGGGAAACCAAACAAACUCAAACCAGUCACGUCCGCCAUUAUACAGUGUCCGUCACCAGAGAGUUCACUAUUUUACAAAGGCAUGGAUUACCACCCACAGGCCUCCCUGGCCCCUACACAGUCUGUGGUCACUGCGGGUCUUGACAAGAGACUAUACAGAAGAUACAGAAGGUGAAGGAAAAAAAGACAAGGGAAAAAAAUGCCAGCAACUACAGAUUUAGGGGUUACUAUUGUCCUGCUGGCUGCCCAAAACUGAACUUCCUUCUUUCUUUCUUGUUUUUUACCAAAAGAAAAAAAGGGAUUUCUUUUGUUUGUUUUUAACC
Messenger RNA from Coregonus clupeaformis (lake whitefish), 1730 nucleotides. Its product is annotated as ALK and LTK ligand 2-like. Gene Ontology annotation, biological process: positive regulation of ERK1 and ERK2 cascade; positive regulation of ERK5 cascade. Lineage: Eukaryota; Metazoa; Chordata; Actinopteri; Salmoniformes; Salmonidae. The coding region runs from base 856 to 1335 and encodes 159 amino acids. The transcript has 6 exons. The record is from RefSeq and is a predicted model, not a curated record. Gene Ontology annotation, molecular function: receptor tyrosine kinase binding; receptor signaling protein tyrosine kinase activator activity.